Chondrus crispus (carragheen) is the source of this 1153-nucleotide messenger RNA. RefSeq lists its product as hypothetical. The transcript is spliced from 2 exons. The record is from RefSeq and is a predicted model, not a curated record. The coding region runs from base 1 to 936 and encodes 311 amino acids. NCBI's taxonomy places the organism in Eukaryota, Rhodophyta, Florideophyceae, Gigartinales, Gigartinaceae.
AUGGCCUUACCAUAUCUUCCCCCCUCCGCCGCCCGUGUUAAGCAUCGUGCACUUUACGCAUCCGUUCUCCGCGAGCUCCCUUCCGCCGUCGAAGCACGUCAGCGCACUUCUCAUUCAAAAACCCCUUCACCCCCUUGCGUCUUUAUCCUAGAUUGGGAUGACACGUGUUGCGCGACAUCCUUCCUCGAGCGAUCCGGCUUCAUGGCUGACCUCGAUUCCCGCAUUGACGAGUUUGCACCAGAGGAGGCUCGUCUUCUCAGAGUUCUUGAACACCGAGUUCUUUCCUUACUCAAGACGGCUGUCAGCCUCGGCACCGUCCUGAUCGUCACUAACGCCGGUGACGGAUGGGUUGAACUCAGCUCAAGUCGCUUCCUCCCCGCCGUCCGCGCUUUCCUCGAAGCAAACUACCGCUCCAUCAACGUCAUAUCAGCGCGCGCGCGCUACGUGGAUGUGUACCGGGAAGAUCCCUUGCAGUGGAAGGCCCGCACUUUUGCCGAUGAGCUUGAUGCCUUCUACCACGCCUCGUCCCAACCGUUCCAACCGUUACAUGUCGUCGUGCUUGGCGACUCUGUUGGCGAUCGCUAUGCCGCACACGUCGCAGCCUCCGCACUCAUUGAGGCGGGCAAACCCAUCGUGCUCAAAGUCGUCAAGUUCUUGGAACGCCCUUCCAUCGAUCAACUCUGCAAGGAGCUCGAGGUCCUCCUCGACCAUAUCCUUGCCAUGACCACAUAUCAGGGUCCAUUCGAUGUCUCCAUGUACAAGUCUCCGCUCCGUUCCACUCAACCGCACUAUCACACCCACGUGAACCCGUCUCCCUCCAAACUUCGGGCGGAGCCUCUAUCCCCGUCGUCGAUACAACAGCAGCCGUCAGACUCGCUGUCUAACUCUUCACUGGACGCCGCCAUCGCUCAAGUAUCUCCAAUGGCGACAUGUUAACCACAUGCGUGACAAGCCCCUGUCUCCCACAGCUGCACUGGACAACCAUGCCUUUCGUUUUUUUUCUCCUUCACUACUUGGCCAUCCCUUGAUCUAGGAUAUUUCGCUCCGGCCUCUCGCAGCUAUGUACAGUUUCGACUUCGAUUUGGAAUUAAAUUUCUUCCUGACUCUACAGCGCCUGUCACGCAUCGUUUCGAUUCGGCGCUUCUCAAACUAA